Molecule: messenger RNA, 2194 nt
Organism: Menidia menidia (Atlantic silverside)
Lineage: Eukaryota; Metazoa; Chordata; Actinopteri; Atheriniformes; Atherinopsidae
Source: the annotation of a GenBank genome assembly
CCUGCAUCCAAGUUAGCCAAAUCCAGUGUGCCAAAUCCACUGUGUGGCACACUGGAAGGUGCACAGUGGUUAGUGGAGAUAACUGGACUUUUUUUCAGCAUCUUUUGGGGAGAAAAAUAAGACAAAUCACAGCAUCGGCCCUCAUUGCCUCUUCACUCUCCUUCCCCUCUUCCCCCGGUAAGACUCGGACUCCCUCGCUGCAAACAUGGUGGUGAUGAAGAUGAAGUUCCCCUUUCAGAAAAGGGUGAAGCUUGCCCAGGGACUGUGGCUCCUCUCGUGGUGUGCCACGGUUGCUGGGGCCACAACCUUCACCCUAGGGUGCCUCCUCAAGACGGAGCUCCGCAGGAGAGCAGAGGUAAUGGAUAACACGGACAUACAUAUUGUGCCCAAUACCCUCAUGAUCGUUGGUCUAGCUUCCUUGGGCAUCAACUAUUUUGCGUCAAAGAUCUGUCAAGACGCCCUGGAUGCUGGGAAAUUUCCUCGCUGGAAAAACUUCCUGAAGCCCUACUUCGCUGUCUCCUGCUUCUUCACUGUGCUCAUGCUGCUCUCCGUCAUCAUGAGCUACGCAAUGAAGGGCAGUCUCGAGUAUUCUCUAAAGGUUGGUCUGAAGAACGGCAUCCGCUUUUACAAGGACACAGACACCCCCGGCCGCUGCUUCCAGAAGCAGAACAUUGAUCGCCUGCAGAUGGAGUUCCAGUGUUGCGGAAACAAUGACUUCAGGGACUGGUUUGAGGUCCAGUGGGUCAGCAACCGCUACCUGGAUUUCGGCUCUAAUGAAGUGAAAAAUCGCGUCAAGAGCAACGUGGACGGCCGUUACCUGGUAGACGGAGUCCCCUUCAGUUGCUGCAAUCCCAGCUCUCCCCGGCCAUGCAUCCAGUACCAACUCACCAACAACUCAGCUCACUACAACUACGAGUACGAAACGGAGGAGCUCAACAUCUACCUUCGAGGCUGCCGAGAGGCCCUGGUCCACUACUACAUGGGCUUGAUGAACACCAUUGGAGCUGGAGUGUUGUCAAUCUUCCUUUUACAGGGCUCUGUGCUGGUCAGCCUGCGCUUCCUGCAGACCGCCAUGGAAGCAGUUGCUGGAAAUGAAAACGCAGAGAUCGAAACAGAGGGGUACCUGUUGGAGAAAGGAGUGAAAGAAACCAUCAUGGAGUACCUCGACCCUGUGCUGAAAGCGCUCCUGCUUACAAACCAGGUGGAAGAGGGUGCUUCUGGAGAUGCCCCCCCUGCGCCCUAAACCACAUGCAGUUUGUACACAUGUAAAUAACUUUUACAAAAGAAGGCAACUAAAGGAUCAUUGUAAUCUAAAGAACGAACAAGAUUGACAAGUUUCUGUAAAUUUCACAAAAUUAGAGGUAGUAUUUUUUAUUGUCAGAUGACCAUUACUGGUAAGAUUAAUAAAAGAAAAAAUUAAAUUGAAUGCCAGUAUUUGACAGAGGAUCCAAAAAAAGUUAAUAAACUCACAAACUCAUCUGGUUUUGGAACAAUUUUUAAAAUUAGUGAUAUGGUCGAAAUAAAAGAGAAGAUUUUUUAUUAUUAUUUACUUUAUUUGAAAAAGAAAAUGUUUACCCUGCAUUGUUUUACUGUAUUUGUUUGCAGUCCUACGAAAUAACACAAGAUGCACUUCAUUGCUUUUGAAGGUUAUGUGCACUGCUAAAUGCAUCCUCAUAAUUAACUUUUAUGUCAAAAGCAAUAAAGCAACCCCAGUUUAAUCAGUGAAACAGCAGUGUUUGAUGAGGCAAUGUAAAAAAAAAAGUUUUGUUUUGGUCUUAAGAAAAUCAAGAUGUAAAGCUGACUGUAGAGAGACAUGUGGCUCAUUGCUCUGCUGUGCAACAGGACUACAUAAAUUAACAGAUGACUUAUUAAAGGUUGAAGUUACUAAAUGCCUUAUGGAGUGGAGUCAGUUUUUCUUACCCUCUCUGGUGUAAGUAAAGUGUACGCAAUUCACACCAGUAUAAAAGUGGUCCCUUUUUCCUCCCUCCCUCCCUUUCACUGACUCCCUGAGAGCCGAUGAGAGAAAUAGGAUUAGGGAGAUUGACUAAUCGAUGUCAGUAAUGCUAUGAAAGCCAUCAGAUGUGUCCCCUGUUCUGCCACCUUUGUCAAAGCUGCUAAGCCCAUUUGCUGCUGUAAUCCCCAGCCUGCUGCCCCUGCAUAUAGUUACCCUUCAUCAGGUGGAUCGGAGAUGCUG